GCGAGACUCCACAGACAGUCUGGGGAGCUCGAGAGGACUGUGUCGUCGAGCGGGUCAUCUGGAAGGAUCGCAACGAAACUGAAAACACAAACACUAUUUUAACGUAUAUUGCUUGCCCUCUACUUACAAUACCACUUGGGAUUAAUGUGGAUAUUCUGAAACUGGAUUUACCAAGAGGAACUACAAGGAAAGACGAUGAGGAUAUCAACUUGGGAGCGUUUACAGACCCUCGAAUGAGAUUAGUAACUUUUUAUCGGGACGAAGAGGAUAUUUAUAAUCGUGUCACCGUGUGAUCGAUCUUGCGUAACUUUAUACUUAGGGCUAUUCCUGUUUUAUAUACAACGAAGGUUGUUGUUUUUUUAGCUGCACCGGCGCUCUCCUUUCACGCGCCUGUUGACGGCGCGUGGCGGAGACACCGGAGAAGCUUCGGCUUGCGCCAGCUACCGGAGAAGGACCGGCUCGCGCCAGCCACCUGACCUCUGUACAGGAAAACAAGUGCUUGCUUAAUGAAACAGGCCGGUGGUUCUUGUCUAUUAUAUCCACGUUUAUUUCUCGACAUGGGCUACUUGUUGUUUACGGGUUGAAGGCUAAACUUCUCACGCGAAAGGAUUAACGUCACAAGUUCGAGCGUUUCCAUAGUGACAUAGUCGACAUAGUCGAUUUAUGUUAAUUAGCCGUUGGAUAUAGAUUCGCGUAAUUUAUAGAAUGUAAACGUUUGUAUGGUGGAGUUUGAAGGUUGAACCGUUGUUUGUUGUUUUGUUUUGAACCACUUUAACCGCAUCAGACGUCCUCAAGCUGUCACUAUGGCCAGAAGCACGGUGCUACUUCACCCCCCCCUCGCGCAGCGGCUCCAUGCCUAGUGAGUAACCGCUCCGGUGCGGCGGGCCGUGGCCCUGCGGCGGGAAGACCGUCGGCAUGAGCAGCAUGGAUCUCGAGCGCAUGUCGCUCAGCUCCUCGGCCAACUCCGUCGCCUCGAGUGCCCGGACACUGUCGGCCAACGUGAAGAAGCUCCACAACGCCUUGAACCUCCUGCUCAACGAGUUCGAGAGGGAGCAGUUCAUCCACUGCCUCAACGUCUACCACUCCAAGCGCAACGUGUACGACCUGGUGCAGACCCUCAAGAUCAUCCUGAACGCGCCGAGCAAACGCCAACUUCUGCCCAUGCUCCGGCUGGUCAUCCCCCGCUCGGACCAGCUGCUGUUCGACCAGUACACCUCGGAGGGUCUCUACCUGAAAUCGGAUUUAGUUGCGAGCAACGGGACCCUGGAGCCCCCGAACGACUUGGCCAGUGGGAGCUCGACCCCGACCUCUCCACCAGCGCGGGAUGUGCCUUCGCCAAACAUCCCCCGCGAGUCCAAAGUGGCGCUGCGAGGCUCUCCGGAUAGUUUCAGCACUAGCAGCGAGGGGACAGCUCCCCUCGUGCCGCUGCUCGGUAAAAACUUUGUCCACGAGCCUCCCGGGGAGGUGCGCCAUGUGAUCAUGAAGCGGCACAAGAGCAACGAGGGUCUGGGGUUCAGCAUUCGCGGGGGCUCGGAGCACGGGGUGGGCAUCUACGUGUCCCUCGUGGAGCCCGGGUCUCUCGCCGAGAAGGAGGGUCUUCGGAUCGGGGAUCAGAUCAUGAAGGUCAACGACAAAGUGUUCGACAAGGUGACCCACGCAGAAGCUGUUAAGGUGCUGAAGGGCACCAAGAAGCUGUCGCUGCACGUGCGUUCGGUGGGCCGCAUCCCGGGGGGCUACGUCACCAACCACGUGUACACCUGGGUGGACCCCCAGGGCCGCGGGGUCUCCCCUCCCCCCGACCUCCCUGAGCACCGCAGCAACACCCUGCGGCGCAGCGACGGCCAGCGGCGCAGCGACAUGGCGCUGCUGCAGGACGGCGACGAGAAGAAGGUGAACCUGGUGCUGGAUGACGGGCGGUCUCUGGGCCUGAUGAUCCGGGGCGGGGCAGAGUACGCUCUGGGGAUAUACAUCACCGGGGUGGACCAGGGGUCUGCUUCAGAGUGCGGAGGACUCAAGGUGGGCGACCAGAUCCUGGAGGUGAACGGGCGCAGCUUCCUGGGCAUCCCCCACGACGACGCGGUGCGCGUGCUCAAGUCGUCGCGCCACCUGAUGAUGACGGUGAAGGACGUGGGCCGGCUGCCGCACGCCCGCACCGUGGUGGGAGAGACCAAGUGGAUCGCCAGCUCCCAGAUCUCCGAGACCUCCACCACCAGCAGCCUGGCGGGUGUUUCCAUGGACCAGGGAGCCUCCGCAGCCGGAAAGCCGGUGUUCUACAAGGGCGUGGCGGGCUCCCAGGUGACCCUGACCAGCGUGGUGAACCAGCCGCGCGCCAUGCUGGAGGAGCAGGCCCGCCACCUGCUGACGGAGGCGGAGCGGCAGACCAUGGGCUACUACGUGGAGGAGUACCGCGACGGGCACAUCGCCGUGGAGCCGCUGGUCAUGGCUCUGUUCGAGCUGCUCAACACACACGCUAAGUUCUCCCUGCUCUCAGAGGUGCGCGGCCUGGUCACUCCCCAGGAUUUGGAGCGCUUCGACGGGCUGGUGUUGCGCCGCGAGAUCCAGGCUCUGAAGGGCCGCCAGGGCCCCGCCGGAGCCCCGGGCCUCCACCCAGACUCCCAGUCCAUGGUGUCCUACCCCGACACGCUGACCUCCUCCUCCGCCAGCUUCAUGACCAACACCACCCUAAGCUCUGCCCGGAACGACAGUGUGGUGGACAGUGAGAGGAACACUCUGGAGAGUUCAGAAACUCUGCUGCCAGACAUCUCGUUGGACGACGUCGACUCGUCCACACCCGAGCCCCCCCCCCUCUUUAAGCCACCGCCCCCCCCCGGGGUUCAGAGGAAACCCAGCCGGAAGGAUAAGGUGGACAAGCGCACUUCCUCCGAGUCCGCCCAAUCAGACGGCCUUUACUUCACUGCGCCACCCUCCCGUAACCACCACGCCCCCACCUCCCCCUCGCCGCUCCCCCCCCACCGAACUGCCCGUAGAGACUCCUCCCACCAGUACGCCACCGUCCAGAGGAAAGGCCCCUCCCUCCCGCCCAUCGCGGCACAGCUGGCCAUGGUCCACCGCCACCACAUCGGGCCCUUCCCCAGGGUCCAGUCCCCCACCAGGGGCCCUCAGCCUUCCCCCAGGUCCCCAUCCACACCACCUCCUCCUCCGCCUCCUCCGCUCCCUGCUCCAGCCCCGCCUCAUCCGCCACCACCUCCACCCUCUCAUCCUCCGCCCCACACCCCAAAGACCAAGGCCUCGGCGAAGACCUCCCCCAAAGCCCGAUUUGUGACGGUGGAGCUCCACCGGCAGAACGCGGAGCCAGACCUCAACGAAGUGCGCCCCCUGCCCCAGCCUGGAGGUGGGACCCUGGCCCAGCAGUCGGACGGGGGUCAGACCCUGAGUGAGGACAGUGGGGUGGACCUCCCGGAGUCUCAGGGCCACACUAGUAAGGACGGCCCCGGCCGCCCCGCAUGCAUACGCCCCCCACAGGGCGGCCCGGGGGGGGCGGGGGAGCACACUCCCAGACCGCCGGGUCUGCUGGAUCCCACCUCCCAACUGGUGAGGGUCGGGAAGAGCGCCACCACGCUGGGGAUCGCCAUCGAGGGAGGAGCCAACACACGCCAACCCCUGCCCCGUAUCGUCACCAUCCAGAGGGGUGGGUCGGCCCACAACUGCGGCCAGCUGCGGGUGGGUCAGGUGAUCCUGGAGGUGAACGGGGUUUCCCUCAGGGGCCGGGAGCACCGGGACGCGGCGCGCCUCAUCGCCGAGGCCUUCAAGAACAAAGAGCGCGACCACGUGGACUUCUUGGUGACAGAGUUCAACGUAGCGCUAUAGCUUGGAGAGGACGAGGAGCGGUGCUGAAGGGAAGUCGAAUGAGUCUCACUCCCCUAGCGGUGGAUAAGCGCUAACAAGCAGCUAGCUGUGAUCAGCGCUAGCAGGGUGGGGGGGGGGAACUGAAUGCAGAAUGUCGCAUUCCUUCACCCGGCGAGCGUUUUGUUCCGAGAUGGUUGCUAGGUGGGGGUUUAACACACAUUCCAAGCGGCCAUUUUGGUGCCUUUUCACCAACUGGUGGUUUGGUUAUUCUAGAAUUUGGCGCGAAGAACCAAGAUGGCAGCUUGGAAUGUGAGGAUCACAUGGUGGAAACCGUCCAGUGAGGCACAUUGAAGUCUAACUGCACCCCCGGCUUCCAGAAAUAAGAACAUUAACAUUUGAAUGAAAUGCUUUCCAUACUUUCUACCCAGCAGGAAGACAGACGGCAGAUACUAUGAGCCUCUAUAGUUUUGAUAGAUGUGUCAUCAUUGCAUGGCCCCCCUUUCUCUAGCCUUCAGCCUUUCACCUGCUCAACCAACCUGUGAAAUGUGAAGACACAAGCCCUCAUCCAUCUUGGGAGGGAUGCUUCUAGUCUAUCCACGCCUUCCGGGAUCAAGACACCAACCCUGUGGAGAUGGAUAUUGGUCUGUAAAUCGCGGCCCCAGAACUAGGGGUCGGAUGGAUGGCGCCCUGAAUUAUUUUUGUUUUCGUAGUCGUAGCGCUGCGCUUGAGUCACUAGCGGAACGAUCCGCCGUUUGAACAACAAACCGUUUGAACUUCCGAUAGCCCAGCCUCAUCGUCUGUCCUCCUAAUGGCUGAUCCUCCACACACAAAACCAACCUCUCUCUGUCGCUCUCGCUCCAGCAAAAAAAGAAAAACCAAGAUGGUUUCCCUUUAUCAGCCUUUCCUCUUAUACCUGUUUUUCUUUUGUACAAAUGAACAAAUGUAGAUACAGAUAUAUAUAUACACGCUACACAUUCAUAUAGAUAAGAUAUAUAUAUAUGUAUAUAUAUAUAUAUAUGGAUUAGAAUCAAUGCUGUAUGACACCAUGAGCUGCAGACUAAAGCAAAUUCAUACAUAGGCCUAUGUUUCCAUUAUUGGUUAGUAUCCGGCAGUGAAAUCAAUGAAAAGUUAUUGGAGCUAAACAUGUAUAAAGAAUACAUGCUUAGCUUGGGUUCAACAAAGUUAGUAUAUAAAAGUAAUAAUUAUAAUUAACUUUAUUAUGGUAGCACUUUUCAAAAUAAAAGUUAUUAAUGGUGCUUUGUGGGAAAUCUCACACAAAGAAGCAGAGAGAAACCAUUUCAAACCCAGUAGGGCUAAAAAAGGUGAGAGUUUGAAACUGGUAUGAAUGGAAACAAAAUAUAUGUUGUUAUUUCCUGUUAUUCUUCCACUUGUUUCUGUGAAUCCUUUGCACUUUUCAGCCUUUCCAUUCGAGUAUUGCUACUUCUGUUAAUUUUGUUGAUUUUGUGAAUACGUCAACAGGGACUUGCCGUAGCCAUGUAUGAUACGAUGAUGAGGAGAUGAGGGAUAUUUAAGAGGAUGACUAAGCCAAAGAUUUUAGAAAUUAUGUACAGGCAUGUUUAAUCAAACACACAUGGACAUGAGCACACACACACAGACACAUACACACACACACACACACACAAACAGACACACACACCAUCAUGCUUGCAAGUACCCAUCACAGAAACAUAAUUAACAGAUAAGCAUUCAAAUUCAGAGAGAUGGAGGAAUGAUAGAGAGAAUAAGGGAGAACGAGAGAGGAAAUAGAAUGACAGAGGGAACAAUAGAGAGGGUGAUGGAGAGUGCAAGAAUGACAGAGAACAACAGCGAUAGGGAUGGAGAACGGUGAAGAGAACAAUUGGUAGAGAGCAUCAUAGAGAGAAUAGGAAGAUAGAAAGAAAGAUAGAGAUACGAAGAGGAAGUGAUGUUGUUAUGGAGAUGUUUGGUCUGUCAUCAGGACAACCGGAGUAGACUGGGGCAUACGCAGUACUCUGGGUGAUUCAUUAUCUUAUGUUCCUGCUGUGUGUGUAUUUGUGUGUGUAUGUCUUUGUUUUGUACAAUGUAUGUGUGUGUGUGUGUGUGCACAUAUGCGUCUGUGUUUUGUGGGUGCGUAUGGGAUGGUGUCUUUUUUGUUUUGUGUGUGUAUGGGUGUGUGCGCACAAGUUUGUGCUUUGUGCUUUGUGUGUGGUGUGUAUGUGUGUUUGCUUGUGUUUAAUGUGUGUGUGUGUGUGUGUGUGUGUGUGUGUGUGUGUGUGUGUGUGUGUGUGUGUGUGUGUGUGUGUGCGUGUGUGCUUGUUUAAGUGUUUGUGUCCCUCCUCGACACUAUUAUCUAAUGUCGUACUGGGAGUACGAAGAGUGAAGCAAGGCUUAAUAAUUACCAAAACUUACCGGCAGGAACAUGUUAGCAAGUCCCAGACGUUGGGGGAACUAAAGAGAACUGUACAUGUUCUGGGAAGAUAGGAGAUGUGUCUGUUUGUAAAAGCACACACUACAUACUGCCACAGAGAGGGGACAGUACCCACACUGAGACAAGCUCUGUUUACGCUUUCAAAUGUUCCCUGUGCAGACUCCCACGCCUGCCCCAGGCUAUCUACACACACACACACACACACACACACACACACACACACACACACACACACACACACACACACACACACACACACACACACACAUA
This is a messenger RNA of Gadus morhua (Atlantic cod), 6484 nucleotides long. RefSeq names its product whirlin a (gene whrna). Gene Ontology annotation, biological process: sensory perception of sound; auditory receptor cell stereocilium organization. Gene Ontology annotation, molecular function: protein binding. The record is from RefSeq and is a predicted model, not a curated record. Gene Ontology annotation, cellular component: cilium; photoreceptor inner segment; stereocilia ankle link complex. NCBI's taxonomy places the organism in Eukaryota, Metazoa, Chordata, Actinopteri, Gadiformes, Gadidae.